Messenger RNA from Exserohilum turcica Et28A, 2588 nucleotides. RefSeq lists its product as uncharacterized. The transcript has 2 exons. Gene Ontology annotation, biological process: regulation of transcription by RNA polymerase II; DNA-templated transcription. The coding region runs from base 1 to 2499 and encodes 832 amino acids. Gene Ontology annotation, cellular component: nucleus. Gene Ontology annotation, molecular function: RNA polymerase II cis-regulatory region sequence-specific DNA binding; zinc ion binding; DNA-binding transcription activator activity, RNA polymerase II-specific. The record is from RefSeq and is a predicted model, not a curated record. NCBI's taxonomy places the organism in Eukaryota, Fungi, Ascomycota, Dothideomycetes, Pleosporales, Pleosporaceae.
AUGUCUGCGCUGGGCUCCGAAUGGAUCAGCGAUAGGUCGCGUGAAGGCUCAGCAACGGGGUGCGACUCUCCCGAAGGCAACCAUGGCCCGUCUCAGCAGCGCACGAGCAAGAAGCGCAAGGUCUUGUCGUGCUACGCGUGUCGCGAUCGCAAGCUCAAGUGCGACCGCGUAUUUCCAGUGUGUGGGCGAUGUCAAAAGACAGGAAGACGAAACGAGUGCACCUACGACCCGCGCCUCUUGGAAGAAUCGCAUGUCAGCGCACAGGCUGAUGGGGGCGCCCCCUGUAUACUGGCCCAACGACCUGCAGACAGCAAUGGCCCCACUGACACGCCUGAUGCGUUGCGGGGGAAGAUCGGAGCUCAAGAAAAACGCAUUGCUAUGCUAGAGCAGCAGCUGGCCCUGCAGCGCACCAGAAACUCGUCGCAGUACACAGACGUGGUGCUAGAAGAGCCAACCCUUGGCGAAGACAUCAUGUUUAGAGGAAAGGGCUUCAAGUCGAUUUUCAACGGCCCCACGAGCAUCAUGGGCAUCAUCUCCUCGUACAAUGAGCUGCAGGUUUUUACUCGCGAGGCUUUGAAUGUAGAUCACUCAAUUAUGCGCGUCAAAAACGACUUCAAAGCCUUCCGCGACCGCAGAAAGAAGGCUGCCAGAGAGCACCCCCUUGGCGGCGACGGCAGUGAUGCCAACAUAUUUGCCGUACUCCCCGAGAAAAGCAUCAUCGACGCCCAAGCUACGCUGUACUUUCAGACGUGGGAAACCAGCUACAGAAUUCUCCACGAACCGUCUUUCUGGGAAGAAUACCGCGCUUUCUGGGAGGGCAGCGGGUCCGACAAGGAACGUGCCGCCUUCGCCGCAGUGCUUGUGUUGAUCAUCGUCGUCACCAAAUGUCUCAAGCCGAAAGACGAUACUUUUAUUGGUGAUACGACAGCCGACCGGCAAGCAGCAACCGAUCUUAUUGAUGUCUGCGAAGUUUGGAUAGAUCGGCAGCCUCGCAGGCGCGUUACCUUGGCAUUUUUCCAACUACGCUGUCUUUUGCUACUUGCCAAGCGCGUCAAUUGUAUUGGAAUGAAGGAAGACUGGGUCGCUUCUGGAGAGCUCCUUCGUAUUGCUCUCGUGUCUGGCAUGCACCGCGAUCCAGCUUUGCUAGACAACAGCAGCCUGUCGCCAUUUGACGCUGAGAUGAAGAAGCGUCUGUGGGCUACCACAAUGGAGUUAGAAUUGCAAUCAUCCAUAGAGUCUGGCUUCCAGUCUGGCCUCACUGGCCUGCACUUCGACGCGCCAGCACCAGCCCAUCUUGCAGACGAAGCCUUCUCUGCUGACACACAAGAACUGCCACCAGAGCAGCCAGAGGGGCAGUUUACGUCAACCUCGUACCUCAAUAUCAGCUUGAAGUCGCUGCCGCUUCGUGUUCAUCUCACACAACUGUUGAAUACAUCGCUUGCAAACAUGCAGUACGCUGAUGUUUUGCAUUGGGAUGCGCAGAUACAAGCUGCUAUUUCCGCCUUGCCAGAAUGGAGCAGUGAAAGCAAUGCAGUGCCAUAUGCGCUUCUCCGCCUGCAGCUUCGACAGUAUCUUCUUAUAUUGCACAGGCCCUGGGCACAGCUGGCUUCUAAGAACAGUCGUGUCAUGUACUCCCUAACGACAUGUGUCGACGCCUGCAACUCCAUCAUCAAGACACACGCUGACUUGCUUUCAAAGGGCAUCUUGGCUCUCUCUAACCUUCGCAACGACACGGUUAGGGUUGGUCUGACGCUAUCGCAAGUGGUGUUCCAGAACUGCACUCUCAACAUGGUGGAGUCAUCCAUAGCCCCGCCCGGCAAUUCUGACACUCAAAUUGCUGAUCCGCAUGCUCAUUUUGCGGACCUUAGCAUGGUCAAGCCCCGGGGCUCGCUUGGUGGCACACUUUAUUUCGCCACGCUACCGCACCAGUCGUUCCUCAUCAAAAUGCUAUGUAUAUCGUCAAUCGAGAUUCUUGAGCGCACACGACAAAUUUAUGACCAAAAAAUCUUCAGGCUCGGCGCAGGGUACAUGGAGCACUGGUUAAUGUCUGCUGCGGUUGGCAUGCUGCCGCCCCCACCUUCACCCGCCACGUCCAUCACUUACAUCAACAAUGGUAGUGACGACAUACUUUCACGGUGUCGAAAAUCACUCGACUGCUUCACGACAGUGGCAUAUAGGGUGCUAUCUUUGCAGCAAGAUCAAAGGGACGGCUUGGUCGUGUCUCUCCGCGAUACAAUGGCAAGCACUUCCCAUUCAGAAGGCAGAACGCCGAGCACGAAUGGUAGCGUCCUUGGUGCCCCGAAUGGAUAUGGAGCGACUCCGGCAGCAUAUGAACAUUCGAGUUUUGUUCAGCUCAACGGCACCAAUGUAGGACUUGGCGAUGAAUCCGAUCCCAAGGACAUGAAUGCAAUGCUCGGUAUGAUGCCAAACAUUCAGAUUGAGGGCAAUGGGUGGUCGUUUCCAGACUUUUGGGCCUUUGAUCUCGGUGGCGAGUUUUGAUGCAUUUUAAUGACGUGAUUGGAUGAUGGAGCUACGUAUAGUAAUAAUCAGCCCUUUAUAUAAUGGUAGUUGUUGAGGAUACAUUCCCG